Molecule: messenger RNA, 2631 nt
Organism: Ostreococcus tauri
Lineage: Eukaryota; Viridiplantae; Chlorophyta; Mamiellophyceae; Mamiellales; Bathycoccaceae
Product: Ankyrin repeat
Exons: 1
Coding region: 1-2631 (876 amino acids)
Biological process (GO): nucleobase-containing compound metabolic process
Molecular function (GO): protein binding; nucleic acid binding; 3'-5' exonuclease activity
Source: RefSeq, a predicted model, not a curated record
AUGCCCGUGGUGGGGCGAGCGCGAGCGCGACCGCUCGAGGCGUUGCCGCAGAGCGCGCUGUGCGGCGAGAGCGUCGAGGCGUUGCGUCGAGCGAUCGAAUCGCGCGUCGAGUCCAGCGACGACGGUGAAGAUGGUGAUGUGCUCGCCAUCGUCUCCGCUCGAGCGGAACGGAGCGGGAAGGCGGCGCUGCAUUUGGCCGCGUGGCGCGGGGACUUGAAAGUCGUCGAGGCGCUCGUGGAGGAAUACGGCGCGGACGUCGAUCAAAUCUCCACCGGGAGACACAAUUACGGGAAGACGCCGAUUUUCUAUGCCCUGACGCGGUGUCGAGACGAUGUCGUGAUGUAUCUUCUGAGUCGGAAGUGCAAGGUGAAGAUUAUAAAUAACAAGGGACAGAGCCCGUAUUCCUUGGCGGUGAGUCACUGCGCGCGGGAGACUAUCGAGGCGAUCGCGGAGGCGGAGAAACUGGAGACGACGUGGUGGAAUUUCAGAUUGACGCACAGUGAUGGACUCAAGUACGGGGAUCUGGACGAGCGAUUCUUCCCGGAGGCUGCGAGAGAGCCGGGACGAGGCGUGAGCACGGUUGAAUCGAGAAGGCGGAACUUUAAAAAGCUAAACAAGGGAGUGAGUUGGGACAACCCCGACGGCGUCGAUCUCCAAGCGCGAAAAAAGGCAGAGCUACGAGCAAAACGCGAGCGCGAGGCCGAGGAGGCGUGGCUGGAGUUCGGGGAAUUCUUUGGUAAUCGAGCAAGACACGACGCCGAUGUCGUCGAGAUGUGCGGACGAAUCCUUCGAGCGGAGACUGCCAUCGCGGCGAACGGGCAGAAACCAGACAUCACCGCUCGCGCCACUGAAGUACUUUCACGCGUUGCUAAAGGUGAUGAUGAUUUUCGCGCGCUUCGCGCGCUCGUGGGAGCGCGUCUGUCCGAUAGCGGCACGUCGGAUCGUACACACGCGCGCGCUGAGAAGGCACGAAGAACUGUGAGCAAGAUUUUGGCCACGGCGGUCGCUAGUUCCAUGUCUAACGGCGCUUGGUCGAUUUCGCCGAGUUUACUGUUUGAGUUUUGCGGUUCGGCGAUGACGUACGGAAUCGUGCGCCGGGCGCUGCGCCAUGGAGAGUCGGUGCCGACACGCGAGCAACUGGCGCAAGCAAUUGUUCGUGCUUGCGAAGAGAUUAACCACCGAGAGCUGAACGACGUCUUGAACCUCGAAGAGAUUAACGUUUCAUCAGCCAUACAGUUAGCAGAGGUUAGUGAAAGUGUCAGGGGACUAGCAUCGAACAUGUGCAAACGCAUUGAUGCAAGUGAUCCGUCAUCAAUUGCACACGUUGCGGUCAACUUGGCCGAUUUAGGAGCGCGCGUGGAGUCGUGGCAAAAACCUUUAUUCGCCGGUCUGAGCGCAGUCGCGUCAUCUCUCGAUGACAGCGUCAUAGCCAAGGUCGCUCGCCGUUUCGCCGAUGCUUGGGAGAUCGAUGUCACCGAAAUGGCGAGCGAAGACAUUGUCUCGUGCAUCGAAGCAUUUGUGCUCGAGGAUUUGUUGGAGCGCGGUGAUUGGUUGGAGGCAAAAGCCUAUGCGUCAACGCGACCGAGACUUCGCGAUGUAUUCUCGGCGCGUGCUCCCGAUGACGUAAAUCGUAUCAACGCCAGUUUGGAGAGCGUAUCCAUCGCCACGGAGCUACCGAUCAUGCGUCCAAAAAAGCGCGUUGUGCUCAUCGAAGACGCAGGCGCAUUGGCUCAAGUUAGAGAAGUCAUUUUGUCGGCAUCGUGCGAAGCGUUUUCGUUCGACUGCGAGUGGCGAGAUCCGAGGCCGCUCUCGACAUUACAAAUUUCUCCCGCGCACACUCGCGAGACAUUCAUCAUCGACGCUCUACGAGUCGGGAAAGAUGCGUUUUCCCAGUUUCUCAUUGCCGUUUUCGGCGACUUCAGCGUUCGGAAAAUUGGUUUCGCUGCGGAGCAGGAUUGGAGAAGAAUUCGUAUCUCGGCCGGAAACGCAGCUCUACCGGCGUCGUACUGCAACGCCAACGUCAUCGAUUUACAGGGCGUAGAAUUGGUUUCCUUGGCGUCCGUCGUCGCCGACACCUUGGGCUUUGCUCUCGACAAACGGUGUCAACGAAGUAAUUGGGACGCCCGGCCACUGUCGCAGCAACAGCUCUUUUACGCCGCCCUCGACGCCGAGGUGCUUCUAGAUAUUGCAUUUCGUCGGGGUAUUAUUUCUCCUAGACCAUUCGCGGAGUCUUCAUCGCACCCAGACGCUCACCUGUACUCGAGCGAUGCGGUGCUGUUCGCCGACGGCGCGCCGAGCUACGGUGUCAAUUUGCACGCCGACGACGCACGGCUAUUCGCCGACGACGCCCGUACUUUCGGCGCCGAUCUCUGGGAGAGCGACCGUUUACUCUUCACCAGCCCCGAACGCGUGGAACAAGAACGCAAGACAGCCAUCUUACGCGAGCUCGAACGAACUGCCACUGCGAGCGCCUCUGUCGGGUGCGCGUGCGCUGUAUGUCUGAAUGACAUUCACGUCGACGAAAAAGUCAUCCGGACCAAGUGUUCGCACGUAUAUCACGCUACGUGCUUACUCACAGCACUGAAAACGACGUCUCUGUGCUGUCCGAUGUGCCGAUCGCCCGUCAUCUAG